AGAACCUCUCCUCCUUUCUCUCACCUCUCCUUUUCUUUUCUCAGAAAAACCCUAGAUUGAACUCAGUCCAUGUAAGCGAAACACAGGAGAAGGCAAGCUAGCUUUUUUCAUCUCAAAACCCUUAUCUUCCUGCUCAGUAUUUCUCCUCUUCUCUAGUUUAAGAUCGGCUGGGUUCUUUGCUUUUGUUUCUUUUUAUACACCUACUGUUCAACUUGAAAGAGAGCAGGAGGAAAAGAAAGGGAAAGGUCUGUCUCCAUUGCGGAUCAUCGCUUUAAAGACAUGGGUACUUUCUAAAAGCUCUUCUAGAAGAUCUCUCUCGAUUUACUUCAUGGGUUCUUUUGCAGGUUUCACUUAAUUGGGAUUGUAAUUGAUAAAAACCCCUGCAGCCUCUGCAACACACUCUUUCUCAUUUACUCACUCAACCCUUCUUCCUGCCAUUUUUCUUCUCUUCUCUUUAUUGCUUUCUUAAUUUUUUUACUCUCUUAAAACUCUCUAGAGCCAUGGAUUCUGGUAACAGUGGAAGUAUGCAAUCGUCAAGCGGUGGUGAUGAGGAGUACGAUUCACGGUCCGAGUCGAUCUCCGCUAUCUUCAACUCUUCCGGCCACGUUGGUCAUGGUCAUGUCAUAUCUAAUCCACAUCUCACUACUCCUCCUCACCAUCUCAGUCUCCCCUCGUCAUCCUCGUCUUUGUUUGAUUCUGUAUCGAAUUAUCUGGAUGUCUUUUCUCGAUCACCGGCAACUUCAAAUGCAAAUUCCUUAACACAUCUUGACAUGAUGUGGCCUAGAAGCGUAAGAUCUGAAGCCAAUUGCACCGAGAUCGGCAAUAUAAUGGGUUUAUCAUCCUCGACCCAACCCAUCUUCGGCGCUCAAGGGCCUAGUCGGGGCUCUCUGCCAAGUUCAUCGUCGCAAUUGCCAGCGGCCCCAGAGAACGGUGCACGGCCUUCAGCUCCACCGUCAUCGUCAUCGGAUCAGGCCAACGUAGUUCGAAGCUCAAAGAAGAGGUCCAGAGCUUCUCGAAGAGCACCCACUACUGUACUGACCACCGACACAACGAAUUUCCGUGCGAUGGUGCAAGAAUUCACAGGUAUACCCGCACCCCCGUUCUCGGCCUCACCUUUCCCUAGAAGCCGACUCGAUCUCUUUAACACUGCAUCCACCUUGAGGUCCGCUCAUUUGGAACCACCGCCGCCGUACCUUUUACGGCCUUUUGCUCAAAAGGUUCAGCCACCCUCAUUUUUAUCUUCAGCCGCUGGUGCUGCUGCUGUUUCUACUUCCUUCUCAUCUUCCGGUUUGGUUAAUACCGUUUCUUCUAGCACUAAUAUUGCUAGUACUACUACUUCCACUACCCCCACCACCGCCACCACCACCACCACCACCACUAAUGGUUUCUCAAACUCACCUUCCACAAAUAACUACCAACUGCUUUCUGAUAUAGGCCUUCCGAAACAAUCUCAGAAUCUACUAAACAUGCAGCCGAACCCAAUUCUCACGUUCCAGUCUAUCUUGCAAUCUUCUCCUCUUAAUCAACCAAAGUACCCAUCAUUAGCCUAUGUGCCCGUCUUCGGUGCGAAAUCUCAACAAGGGUCUUUGACGACUUCGUCGACUGAUUCACAACAACUUAAAAUGGGCAUGGUGCUGGAGGAGUUCGGCAUGAAUCAUGGACAUGUAAAUCCACAACUCAGUGGGCUACCCAACUUUGUAACCUCGGAUGGGAUGUCACUAAGGAGCGACAAUAAUCAUUCAGGCUGGGGAGAUGGAGUAGGACUGAAUGAUGGGGAUCAUCAACCUAACUUGAAGUCUUUCAAUGGGAAUUACAGUAACACACAGAGGGUAAAUAGCUGCAAGAUAAACUACACCACGUCGUCGUCAGACUUCCAAGUGGAGAAGGGGCCGGAGAAUGGUUCUUCUAGGGGUGAAGGUAUGGUGGAUUCAUGGAUUUGUUCUUCGGAUUAGGACCUAUGUAGGAGAGAGAGAGAGAGAGAGAGAGAGAGAAGUAGAAGAAGAAGAAGAAAUAGAAAUCAAGGAGAGGCAAAUGAUUCUCUCUCCGUGAUAACCACCACUGUCAACAUUUACAACACUUAAAAUUUUCCCAGGUUAUAUGUAAAUAUGGCCUCUUUGCUUCUUAUAGUUCUCAUUAUACAUCCAUUAGUACACGACUAUGGGAACUCUGAUUUUCCAUGUUGUUCUCCAGUUGAAGUUAGAUUAUAUUGAUUUCUUUUGUCUUCUCUUUUUGUCUUCGUUGGUAUCCUUUGCUUAGACUUCUGGCUACUGAUGAUAAGGGAGAAGGAGAAUAUAUGGCCAUGAAAGUGAUCAAAUGGAUAACUACCCAUGUGAGAUGUUAUAAUAUCGAGCAAGUUCGAUCUCAUACUGUCUAAUGGAAAACUGCUUGUAGCUUGAUGCAACUUAAACGAAGAACCCGGGUUCUGUCUUGCUUUUUC
Messenger RNA from Nelumbo nucifera (sacred lotus), 2437 nucleotides. RefSeq lists its product as uncharacterized. The record is from RefSeq and is a predicted model, not a curated record. NCBI's taxonomy places the organism in Eukaryota, Viridiplantae, Streptophyta, Magnoliopsida, Proteales, Nelumbonaceae.